Erigeron canadensis is the source of this 1318-nucleotide messenger RNA. RefSeq names its product mitochondrial succinate-fumarate transporter 1. The record is from RefSeq and is a predicted model, not a curated record. The transcript is spliced from 3 exons. Lineage: Eukaryota; Viridiplantae; Streptophyta; Magnoliopsida; Asterales; Asteraceae. Bases 174 to 1151 code for a protein of 325 amino acids. Gene Ontology annotation, biological process: fumarate transport; transmembrane transport; succinate transport.
GAGCAGUAGCGACAAGCAGUAAUAAUACCUAAUAAAACCACCGAUCGGACUUCAAGCAGCAACUGGCAGUAGUGACUUCAAACUUCAAGCAGCAGCAACAUAAACAUCGAUAUCAAUUAGUUAAAAAACCUUGGAGCAUUUUCUAGCUAGGGAGUAGGGACCAUACCAACCAAAUGGGGGCUGCGGCAGCGGCUGCUGCUGCUGAUGAUGAAAAUGAAAGCCCCAUAAAAGGAGAGAAGAAGAAAACAGUUCCAGCAUAUGUAAAAGCAUUAUCAGGUUCAGUGGGUGGAAUCGUUGAAGCAUCUUGUCUCCAACCGAUCGAUGUGAUCAAAACUCGUUUACAAUUAGAUCGAGUGGGUGCUUACAAGGGCAUUAUCCACUGCGGCAACACCACCCUCAAGACGGAAGGCCUCCGUGCUCUUUGGAAGGGCCUCACCCCAUUCGCUACUCAUUUGACCCUCAAAUACGCACUUCGUAUGGGUUCCAAUGCUGUUUUCCAAUCCGCCUUUAAGGAUUCUAAUACCGGAAAGAUUAGCGACGCAGGCCGCUUUGUUUCCGGCUUCGGUGCCGGUGUUAUUGAAGCUCUUGUUAUCGUUACCCCCUUUGAGGUAGUAAAAAUAAGACUACAACAACAAAAAGGACUGAGCCAUGAGCUUCUGAAGUAUAAGGGUCCCAUCCAUUGUGCUCAGCUAAUUAUCCGUGAAGAAGGCCUACUUGGUCUUUGGGCCGGAGCAGCCCCAACUGUGAUGCGCAAUGGUACAAACCAGGCGGUUAUGUUCACUGCCAAAAACACUUUUGACACAUUAUUAUGGAGAAAAAACGAAGGUGAUGGAAAAGUUCUCCUACCGUGGCAGUCUAUGAUAUCUGGAUUCCUGGCUGGAACCGCUGGUCCUGUUUGCACAGGUCCGUUUGAUGUAGUUAAAACACGGCUAAUGGCUCAAAGUCGGUCUGGAAUUGAAUUGAAGUAUAAAGGAAUGGUUCAUGCGAUCUCGACUAUAUAUAGCGAAGAAGGCCUACGUGCACUAUGGAAGGGUCUGCUUCCACGGUUAAUGCGGAUACCGCCCGGGCAGGCAAUUAUGUGGGGUGUCGCUGACCAGGUGAUGGGCUUUUAUGAGAAGAACUACAUUCAUGGUUUACCAUUAAAGGCAUAACUUUAUUUUCUGAUCAUUGGAACUGUAGAAGUUUCAUCUUAGUAUGAAAUUUUGUUGUAGCUUCAAUCUAUUAGCUCGAUUUUUGCAUUUCUUGUUGCUUCUUCAAACACAGGAUUAUAUCAUUUGGUCUUGAAAUAAAUAAAGAUUUUGGCUUUACAGUUCCAUAA